Nelumbo nucifera (sacred lotus) is the source of this 1341-nucleotide messenger RNA. It is a transcript of the gene GR-RBP5, whose product is annotated as glycine-rich RNA-binding protein 5. The record is from RefSeq and is a predicted model, not a curated record. Lineage: Eukaryota; Viridiplantae; Streptophyta; Magnoliopsida; Proteales; Nelumbonaceae. Gene Ontology annotation, molecular function: RNA binding.
UCCUGACAUUUCGUAAACUCUCCUCGAUCAAACCCAAGGGUUUUAGGGAAGAAGUAGCAGCAGUAGCCAGAGAGGGGAGACAUCAGAACUCGACGAACCUCUCGAAGGUUCCAACAAUGGCUUUCCUUAGUAAAGUUGGAAGUCUACUUAAACAGACAAUAGGAAAACAAGUUAAUUCAGAAUUGUCAGCAUCUAAUCCAUCUAUAUUCCAAGCCAUAAGAUGCAUGUCAUCUUCAAAACUUUUUGUUGGAGGUAUCUCAUACAGCACAGAUGACCAGAGUCUCAGGGAAGCUUUUGCUGCAUAUGGGGAGGUCAUUGAAGCAAGAGUGAUUGUGGAUCGUGAGACUGGUAGAUCCAGAGGCUUUGGAUUUGUUACUUACACAUCUAGCGAGGAGGCUUCCAGUGCUAUUCAGGCUUUGGAUGGACAGGAUCUUCAUGGUCGAAGGGUCAAAGUAAAUUAUGCAACUGAUAGGUCUGGAGGAUUCCGCAGUGGUGGCGGCUAUGGUGGAGGUGGCUAUGGCGGUGGUGGCUAUGGUGGUGGUGGCUAUGGAGGUGGUGGCAGUGGUGGCGGUGGCUACGGUGGAGGUGGCUAUGGUGGUGGUGGCUAUGGAGGUGGUGGCAGUGGUGGCUAUGGCGGUGGUGGGUAUGGUGGUGACAAUUUCUCAAGUGGAGGCAGUAGUGGCGGGUAUGGUGGAAGUGGUGGUGUUAGCAGCAGUGGCAAUUACGGUGUUGCUGGUGGUAGCGGAGGCGGUGAUUAUGUUGGUAGUGGUGCGGGGGGUGAGAACAGCUUUGCAAGUGGCGGAGGAUAUGGUGGCAGUGCUGGUACAUCGUACGAUGGUGGUGAUCAAUAUAAUGGUACCCAAACCCAAGGCGGCAUGGGUGCUGGAUAUGGCCAGGAUGAUGAAAAUUUUAGGGACGAUGAUGAUGAGCCUGCCGACUAUGCCAACAAGAAGGAGGCCUGAUAUCAUACAUCCUUUUAAGAGACAAGCCAAUGGCCUAUGGCCUAUGGCGCUACUGCUUCAGAGAGAAUUGGUCCCUGGUUGGAUAUUUGUCAUAGUUUGACCUGUUUUUUCUUUCAUCCGGUUUACUUUUUUUUUUCUUGGUAUAUGAACACAACUGUUUACAAUCUGAAGCUGUUAAAUAAUUAACUUGUUAUUGUCCUAGAUGUAGGGUUUUACCCCAUCAGAGAGCAUUCAGAGCAGAGGGAAGAAGAAUUUUGAUUCACGUUUUAAUUGAUGCCCUUUUUUGUACCUGGUUCUUUGAAGGGUCCCAGGUCAGUUUGUACAAUUGUACUCUCACAAUGGGAUUUGCAAUUUAUUGUUGGUUCAUCAUUGUUCUUAA